AUGAAAACAAUCGGAAUCUGCAUUCCCACCAUCGAGGGUGGCGUGGUCUGCCACCAGGAGAUCGGACGCGAGGCCAUGAGGCGGGGUAUUGCCUACCCCCCCAUUGUCACCCACACUCCACUCUACGCUGGAAUCAAGCAAGCCGUCCAAACCGACGACUUCGACUCGCUGGUGGCAGUACUGAGCGAUUCAAUCAACCGUACAGCCAAGGCGGGAGCGGACUUUGCCAUCAUCCCCUCGAACACCCCGCAUAUCGUAUACAGCGAAACGGCAGAGAAGUCGGUGAUCCCUGUCCUCAGUAUCCUGGAUGUCACGGCCGAUCAUUGCAAGAAGCAUGGCUAUAAGCGCGUCGGUAUACUUGGGACUACGCCUACUGCCAGAAGGCGUCUCUAUGAUGCCCCGUUAGAGAAACGAGGUAUCACCUCGGUCUAUCCGUCUGAGUCCGAUCAGGACCUUGUCCACGAUAUCAUUCAAACCCAACUGGUCUGUGGGAUCUUUCUGGAUGAGACGCGCGACAAGCUGGUGCGCAUCGCGAAGCAGCUGGCCCCGCAUUGUGAUGCUAUCAUUCUGGGAUGUACGGAGUUGCCGCUGAUCCUCAACGAGGAGAACUGUAUGAUCAAAGUCGUGGACACUACGAGGAUUCUGUCACAUGCGGCACUGGACCUUGCAACCAAGGAAUAG
Penicillium canariense is the source of this 681-nucleotide messenger RNA. RefSeq names its product aspartate/glutamate racemase family protein. The transcript has a single exon. The record is from RefSeq and is a predicted model, not a curated record. Bases 1 to 681 code for a protein of 226 amino acids. Gene Ontology annotation, molecular function: amino-acid racemase activity. NCBI's taxonomy places the organism in Eukaryota, Fungi, Ascomycota, Eurotiomycetes, Eurotiales, Aspergillaceae.